Triticum aestivum (bread wheat) is the source of this 987-nucleotide messenger RNA. RefSeq names its product receptor-like serine/threonine-protein kinase NCRK. Gene Ontology annotation, molecular function: protein kinase activity; ATP binding. The annotation marks the transcript as partial. Gene Ontology annotation, biological process: protein phosphorylation. NCBI's taxonomy places the organism in Eukaryota, Viridiplantae, Streptophyta, Magnoliopsida, Poales, Poaceae. The transcript has a single exon. The record is from RefSeq and is a predicted model, not a curated record.
CGCAUCCUCCACCGCGACAUCAAGUCCACCAACAUCCUGCUCGACGACAGGUUCAGAGCCAGGAUCACGGACCUGGGCAUGGCCAAGUGCCUCAUGAACGAUGGCGUGACCAGCUGCUCCAGCUCGCCGGCGCGCAUGCUGGGCACCUUCGGGUACUUCGCGCCCGAGUACGCCAUCGUCGGCAAGGCGUCGCUCAAGUCGGACGUGUUCAGCUUCGGCGUGGUGGUGCUGGAGCUCAUCACGGGCCGGCAGCCGGUGCACAAGAGGGGCGGCGCCGGCGCCAGCGGCGCGGGCACGGACGAGAGCUUGGUGAUGUGGGCGACGUCGCGGCUGCGGGACAGUAGGCUGGUGGUCGCGGAGCUGCCGGACCCGGCGCUGAAGGGCGCGUUCCCGCCCGAGGAGAUGCAGAUCAUGGCCCACCUGGCCAGAGAGUGCCUGCAGUGGGACCCCGAGGCCAGGCCCACCAUGACCAAAGUCGUCCAGAUCCUCUCCACCAUCGCGCCCCUCGCCGACAAGCGCCGUCGCCACCACCUGCCCGCCGCCGCCGAUGCCUUCGCCCCGGGCUUCCACGCCGAGAGGCCGCGGGAAUGCUCAGUGUGGCAGGACGACGACGACUACGGCCAUCGCCGCGAUCACCUGCACGGAGGGUACGGCAGCAAUGCCAAGGGCGCCGUCUUGUCCGGAGAGGUCACGGUUAACGUCGGGAUGCCAGUGACGAUGAUGACGACGAUGGGGCGGAGCUGGCGGUCGGCGGAGCAGGAGGAGGUGGACCUGACGGAGCCGCGGCUGGAGACGUUCACGGAGCCGCCGACGACAGCCAGCCCCUUCAGGUGAACGUGAGAUGAAUCGAAUACGUCGUAGAAUAGAUUGAUAGAACAGUCAAGUAGAGCCAGAGAAGAAAAAUGUGAGUGAGAUGCAUUGUACAGGCAAGAACGUAAUCAAAUCAAUUUGAGAAGAAAAAUGUGAGUGACAUGCAUUGCGACCAAA